GGUGAGUCUCGCGGCCGCUUGCGUGGGUUCGUCGUGGUUGGGGGGGCGCGCCCAAAAUACGGCCGAUGGCCUGUAUUUGGGUGACACAAAAGCGGGGGGAGGGGCCCUUGAAACAAAAAGGAACCAAUCAAACUGGGCCGUCGAGCUCCGAGCAGUAGACCACUACGGCAUCUGCGUCGUCGAUGGCAAGUGUCGGCUUCUUCGUCGACUGCUCGCACACGACGCUGUUCGUGUCGACUUAUGCACGCGGCAACGAGAACGGCGGCGUCAAGAGAUUACAGGAUUUCCCGCACGAAUGCCACGUCACAAAGGCGUUGAGCGUCAAAGUUGAGCUGGCCUCGCCCAUGCGAUCGUCGCACUUGGCUGUCUUUGCGCAGUUUGAGCUGGCCGACGACCCUUCGACGCUCAGCCUCGGCCAGCACUUGCGCAUUGACGAGCUGGACGCAGACGUUCGCAGUCGCCAGGACCCACUGCGCGCGUGGAUCAAGGGCCGGGCCGACGAUACGACGGGCGAGCCGUCCAGCGUGCAAGUGUUUCACUUGAACGAAGGCAACCAGGCCGGGUGGCACUACUCGUGGAAGAGCGGGCGUGGUCAAGCAGUGCGGGAAACCAAACACUGUCUUCGGGCGUACGUGAUGGCAUGCGUCGACGCCCAAGUUUGCCGCGUGCUGCUGGUUGCCUCGACACCGGCGUUCACGAUCGAGUCGUCGCGGCGCAAGGCCGAGCCGCUCGGCCCCGACGUGCUCGUGACGUUCUCCAAGCUCUUCGCCCCCGAGUCCAGCAUUCGCGUCAAGGCCAUGCAGCUCCAGACGCUCUACGACUUUCUCUCGUCUUUGGUGCUACCGCACCUCGUGUUCGUGCAGCCGCAGAUCCAAAAGCAGCUCCACGAGCUCAUCUACAAGCCUCCCCGCGCCGCGUCCAAGCGCAAGCGCGCGAUCACGGGCGACGCCAGCGUCUUCGCCGCGCUCUGGAGUGCGUCGGCGCCGGCUGCGGUCGCUCCAACCGCCAAGGCGCGGGUUGAAGUUGGCGUCAACCUUCUCUACGACAUUGUCCGCCACCUCCCGUUCAUGCACAAGCUCAUCUUCCAGCGCGACGGCCCGUGGCGGCUCGGAGCGACACCCGAGCUCUACAACUGCUGGGUCGAAAACACGGCGAGAGCCAUGGACGCCCUCCUCGCAAAGCCCGGCUUGACGCUCGCCGGUUUCUGCGCCAAGCUCGACACGCCGCUCUCAGAGCCUGUGUCUUUGGAUCAGUUCCUGCGACUCCUGCCCACGCUUCAUCCGACCGAUUAUGUCGACCCGCCGAGCCUGCCCCACCAAGGCGCGUUCACGGCGUCCUGGACCCUCGAUCCGGCGCGUCUCGAGCUCCGUACCGUGGGCGCACUGCCGUCGCUCUCGCUGAUUACGGUGCUGCGCACCAUUUCCAUGCUGUCGGGCUUUUCGCUCAGCCUCGUGCAGUCAACGCUUCAUAUGCGGUCGUACGCCGAGUGGCUUCCGACGGCGUGGACCACCUACGUCCUGGACGGCCGACUGCAUCCGUGCGAUGCUGUUCUCCCCAAUGGUGAGCCUAUGAGCAUGAUUGCUCUCGACCGCUACGUCGGCUGGCACAAGGACACGAAGUUACGCGUCGACCUCUUUGGCCCGAGCCUGCGUCUCUCUGUGCGCUGCGCUCUCACCAAGGAGACCGAGAUGGACAUGGACGUGAUCGUGUGGGCGACACCGAGCGGUGACGAUGGCACCGCCGACCUGCCCGACGACGUCCUCGACGCACGCUGCGGCCGGCUCCUCCACGCAACUGGCGGCUUUGCAGCCGAAGGCUAGGUACUGGCUGAGCGAAUUCGCCAAUGCAGCGCCCAAUGAAAUGCGGUCAGUGUAACGAAUAAGCGUGACAAGUUGCCA
Molecule: messenger RNA, 1898 nt
Organism: Saprolegnia diclina VS20
Lineage: Eukaryota; Oomycota; Saprolegniomycetes; Saprolegniales; Saprolegniaceae
Exons: 8
Coding region: 183-1820 (545 amino acids)
Source: RefSeq, a predicted model, not a curated record